AUGGAAAGACUGCCAUCUGAAGAAAAACUGCUACGCGUGACGGUGUUCCUAAACCCUUUCGCUCACCAGAGAAGAAUUUUGGAGAAAUUUGACGAAAAUGCGAUGCCACUUUUACAAAUAAGUGGUCUCGAUGUUCAAAUGGUGUACUUGGAUGACGAUGACGAGGCGAAGACUUACUCAAAUGUUUUGGAUCCUACGAGCACUGAUGCCAUUAUUGUAGCUGGUGAUGAUAAUCUUCUUGCUAAGACUGUGACGGGUCUUCUUCGAAGGAGUGAUUACGUGGUAUGUCCGUACAAUUCACUUCAUGAUUUAGACUACAAAUCUCAGAAAGACUUCCCGACUAGAGAGGUUUUUGCCAUGACUGGCAUCGAGUGGGGCUGUUGGCGGGACGUCGAAUACGGUGGCGGCGGGCUCUCCCUAACGGCUGCUCGACCUGCUAGUCACAAAGCGCGUCUCGCUGAUGCAGACGACGCCUCGUAUUAUUACUCGCCACGCCAAUGGGCCAAGCGUGUAGGAGCCGUCUUCCGGCACGCUUGGUGUUACAUUCGAUCUCCCGUCUUCGAUCCCUCGCCUCCCACAGUGGAACAGUUAGAACGCUCCAACAAGAAGCACAAGCCCCUGAGACGAGGCUGUGCCAAGCAGGCUACACUCGUGGUCAAGCCUGCAUGCCCAGGGUGCAAAAAGUGUUGGUCUGAGAAAUAUAGCGUAAGUGUAUCGCAUCUUUUGUUAACUGAGGGGCACCACGCAAAAACGUUGGCUGUGUCGAAAAUCCCUCCCCGGCCUUCUCAGUCGUUGUGGUUCGGCCGGCUUCUCGGUUCGCCUUCGUAUUCAGGCUCCAAGAGACCCAAUGGAAACGCUCGAAGUGGUCAUGAGCAAAUUGUGGACAAGGAAAAUCCCGAAUGUGGCCUGGAGACACGUCUGGAUGUGCCACGGGCGUCGCGUAUCGUCAUUUCUCUUGACGGAGACUACAUCCGUGUCAGCGUUUCGCCGCCAGCCAAUGGAGUCGUGAGCUACGUGAAGCAGGCUUUGGCGAACCUCACCUCACCGGCGUAUCAUUGUGCCGUGAAGGAAGAGCAUGUCUCCCAGCCGCUCGAGGCUGCCGCAUCGCGCUUGCCACAACAACAACAGGCGAUGGUGGUAGGCGAAUCCGACGAGUUCACCCUGCUCUGCUCCUCGGUUACUCUCUAUCCUGGCCGCUGCGAUCUCCUAAUCGGUUCCUUCUCGAGGCCAAACACUGAACUGGUUGUCUUUUUCGUGCGGCUUAAUGCGGCUUCAACCGUUCUCCCUGCACCAAUUCUCACUGAAGUGAGCGUCCUCGGAUUCCCCGUUACUCCGCCCGCUGCCUCCAUCGAUCAUGCAGCAGCGCCUUAG
This is a messenger RNA of Mesocestoides corti, 1371 nucleotides long. Lineage: Eukaryota; Metazoa; Platyhelminthes; Cestoda; Cyclophyllidea; Mesocestoididae. The record is from the annotation of a GenBank genome assembly.